Lachnellula hyalina is the source of this 3108-nucleotide messenger RNA. RefSeq names its product Protein SERAC1. The record is from RefSeq and is a predicted model, not a curated record. Gene Ontology annotation, molecular function: ADP binding; protein binding. The transcript is spliced from 6 exons. The coding region runs from base 1 to 3108 and encodes 1035 amino acids. Lineage: Eukaryota; Fungi; Ascomycota; Leotiomycetes; Helotiales; Lachnaceae.
AUGGGGAUAUUGGUAUUGCAUCCCAAAGACGAGAAGGAUCUCGAAACGAAUUUGUCACUUAAUCUCGAUAUUAUAGCGAUACAUGGCCUCAACGGCGAUCGCGAGCAUACAUGGACAGAACCUAAAAGCCAUAAACUAUGGCUACGGGACUUCCUGCCGAACGACUUGCCUCGGGCCCGGGUGAUGGUUUUUGGGUAUGAUGCGAAGCCGAUAUUUGCGAAUAGCACGGCGGGGAUUGUGGAGCAUGCGAGGGAUUUGUUGAGGUGUCUGGUGGAGAUGAGGGAGGGGAGGGACGAAAUCAAACGGCCCCUAAUUUUCAUCGGACAUUCUCUCGGCGGACUCGUUAUCAAACAGGCACUCAUAAUCGCCGAACAGGAGCGCCGCUACUACAAACACAUAUACCAGAGCACCAGCGGCGUCAUUUUCUUCGGCACACCGCACCAAGGAAGCAGCAUGGCUGACGUAGGAACGACCGUUGCGCGAAUAGCAUCAACGAUCACGCAUAAACCCGAUCCAGAAUUGCUGCAGAGUUUGAAGAAGGGAAAUCAUAUACUGGAGACUUUGACUGAAAAGUUUAGAGAGCACCAUAAAGCAAAACCGUAUGAUAUUGUGAGCUUUUAUGAGACGAGGGCGAUGAGGGGUUUCAAGACUUUGAUCGUUGAGAUUGCUUCAGCGCUACUGACGCCGCCGGGCGAGACGCCCACGUACGAGGAGCAGAUUCCAGUGAAUGCUACACAUAGAGACAUGUGUCGCUUCUCGUCGAAUAAGGAUAAGACUUACAAGACUGCUGUGAGAUGUAUCAAGAAGAUAUUCAGGGGGAGUGUGACGAUGAAUAUUGAUGUGAAGAACGAAUUUUACAUUGUGCCGCACACUGUGAAUCCUCACUUUACUGGAAGAACUGAUAUCCGUCAGCAAUUGAACGAGGGUUUGAUUGAGGACGUAUAUGGAAGUUCGAGAGCUCAGCAGAGGUUUGUCUUAUAUGGCUUGGGCGGCUCCGGAAAGACCCAGAUGUGCUUGAAAUUUAUACAGGAUCAUCGAGACAAGUUUUGGGGUAUUUUCUGGAUAGAUGCAAGCAGCAACGAGAUGGCAGAGGAGGGCUUCAAGAACAUUGCUCAAACUUGCAAAAAGGAAGCGCGAAUAGAGUCUGUGAAACAAUGGCUCUCGAACAAAGAGCACUGGCUUCUCAUCAUCGACAAUGCGGAUGAUCCUAACUUGGACAUAUCAGAGUUCUUUCCGCUGGGGACGAAAGGGACAGUGCUCAUAACGACUCGCAAUCCGGACUUCCAGAAGUAUGGCUCUGCUGGUUCGUGUAGUGUUGAGCAAAUGUGCUCCGAAGAUGCCACCACGCUACUUCUGAAAACUGCUGCCAUACAGAAAUUCUCAGAGAAGGAAAGGGAAUCAGCGGAGCAAAUUGUCAAGUCACUUGGGUAUCUCGCACUUGCAAUCAUCCAAGCUGGUGCAGUGAUUCGUCAACGUCUAGCAAGUCUCGAAGGUUUCUGCGAGGUGUACUCGAAACGGAAGAAAGAGUUAUUAGAAUCAGGUCGCUCCCAAUCGAGUAUCGAAUAUCAGCAUUCGGUCUAUACCACUUGGGAGAUCUCGAUCAAAAUGAUCGAGGAGAUGAAAGACAAUCAUGCAGUGCUUGCUCUCGAGCUUCUGCGGCUUUUUGCCUUUAUGCAUUUUGAUGGCAUCACGGAGGGAAUUUUUGAAGCAGCGCGGAGUAGUUACCUAGCGCUGGCCAAGUCGACACUUUUUGCGCAAUCUUUGUUGGUGCAAGUGAUGCCUUCAGGAUGGGACCCGUUAGUCAUGAGCCAUGCUCUUCGGAUUCUGGUGUCGUUUUCUCUCAUCACUAUUGAUGAAGGACGUCGCAUCUCCAUGCACCCGCUAGUGCACGAAUUCUCCAGGAGUCGAUUGUCAGAACAAGAACGAACCCGAGCGUGGGAGACAGCGCUCGUAACGAUAGCUGAGGCAGCUACUUUUCAUAAUACUUAUGCAGCCAUCCAACAGAGAAAGAGCUUACUGCCGCACAUCGACGCCUGUGUAGCACAUAGCGAGGAACAGAUAUUCGCUCCUGGGGCAUUCCUCCCAUGUCGGAUAUUAUCAGCUUUAAAGUUCUCGAUGGCAUUUGGGGAAAACUACCGUGCUAAUGCUAUACAAUUUUCAUCGCGAUGUCUGGAGCUUAUAGAGAUGAUGUUUCCUGCCGAUGUCAAUUAUCAAAUCCACGCCAUGUAUCAGGUCGCGCAUGAUCUUGGAAAUAUUGGGAGGAGCGAGGAAUGCACUAAGAUGUGGCAAAGGAUACUAGAAAUGGAGCGAAUGCGGGGUUAUCCAAGAGGCAUAGCGCAUGCCAUGAUCAGAGUCGCAGGGCAGUACACCAUUUCCGGCAAGCAUCAGGAAGCCAUCGAUAUGUGUAAUGACGCUGUUAAAGAUUUUCAAUCAGUUUUCGGCGAAGAUGAUGUGAUUAAGCAGGAAGCGUUGGACAAAGUAGCGCAAGCCAACUGGGCAAUGGAGAGGCCAAAGAGUGCCAUGAGAUCCUUCGAAAAGCUUCUAGAAAUUCGCAGAAGAACUUUCGGAGAGCAGAGCUACGAGUCAUUACAGGUGAUGAAAGACCUGUCUGAAGUGUACCUCCAGCUGAAGCAACGCAAAAAGGCAAAGGUGAUGCAGAAAGAGUAUGUGGACUUACUAACAACUCUACUUGGAGUUGAUGACCUGCGGACAAUAGAUGCAAGAGCAAGGUCGGAAGAUUUCCAUACGGCAUUAUAUCCGUUCGCGGUACUUAACUCCGAGCCGAGAAGGAUCAAAAACAUUAUAUUAAUCAAGCAAAAACUUCAAGAAUCUGGAUAUGUGCAAGGCGCCGGCAAUAUCAGUGUAGAGACGCUUGAUUUGAUGGCCCAGCUUGCGUUGGAAUACGCGAGCUGCAGGGGACUGGAGAAAGCAAGGAUUUUGCAAGAAGAAGUUGUGAGAUUGUCCAUUGAGAUGUGGGGGAAAGACUCUCCUUCCGUGGCGGAUGGGGCAGCUAGUCUAAAGAGAAUACGCAUGUUAAUUGUAAUGUGGAAAGCGAUGUACUGGUGGGUGCCUAAGUCUAUACUCGAUAAAUAUGUAUUGCAAGUCUGA